GUUGCCGGUAAUUCAAGGCUUUUAGCUGAGCCACAAAACUGGUACUGGCGCGCGGAUGACUUUCUAGGCGGAUUGAUGUUCUGGUGGGAUUUAAAAAAUGUUAAUCAAGAAUUGUUACUAAUUUUUGAUUUUUUUUCAUACUGGGGUUUUGACCGUAAAAAAGCAAGUGAAUGGGAGGAAAAGCGUAUGAAGAAACAGAUUAAUAUUCACCAAUCAAUUAAUGGAAGUUUAAAUGGGCCUGUAGUAAAUGGAGGGAUAAUUGAAGUGCGACUAGCAAAGUCUUUGAUGAAGGACGACGAUUAUUCUAAAAAAAUUGCCAAGUCAUUCAAUAUCUUAAUCUUUGAAAUCAAACAAGGUGAAGAAGAAAUUCAGAAGCCACAGAACGAAGUUGACAUUCGUAAUAAGCUACUUGCGAUUUUGACUUCACAACAAUAA
Molecule: messenger RNA, 435 nt
Organism: Dentiscutata erythropus
Lineage: Eukaryota; Fungi; Glomeromycota; Glomeromycetes; Diversisporales; Gigasporaceae
Source: the annotation of a GenBank genome assembly